Messenger RNA from Chrysochloris asiatica (Cape golden mole), 2103 nucleotides. RefSeq names its product tectonic family member 2 (gene TCTN2). Gene Ontology annotation, cellular component: MKS complex. The coding region runs from base 1 to 2103 and encodes 700 amino acids. The transcript has 18 exons. The record is from RefSeq and is a predicted model, not a curated record. Gene Ontology annotation, biological process: cilium assembly; protein localization to ciliary transition zone; smoothened signaling pathway. NCBI's taxonomy places the organism in Eukaryota, Metazoa, Chordata, Mammalia, Afrosoricida, Chrysochloridae.
AUGGGCCUUCCACCGCCCACCUGUGUCCUCUUGGGGCUCCUUCUGCAGGGCAUCCUGAAGCCGUUGUCGGGGGAACUGGUUUUCAUCCCUCCUGUCAUUCGCAUGUCCAGCCGUGUGGUUAGCGCGGCCCUGGUCGGAGGCACCGAGGAUGUGACUUUAUCCCUGGCUGUGCUGCGGAAUGAGGCGGGAAUAUUGCCAGUUCCGACUUGUGGAGUGCCCAGCAAUGAGACAGGAGACUGGAGUUUGUCAGUGACUGCCGGUGUGAACCUGUUGGAAGUGACGGUGGGGCUGAAGAGGGACAUGAAACGCUGUUCCUCCAAUGAGUCGGCUUCCUUCUCAGAGGCCCCAUGUCUCGUUCAGACUCUCCUGGUUUCAGCCUCUGUCGGUGCAGCCUGCUCAGCACACUUACUCAUUCAAGUGGAGAUUUAUGCCAACUCUUCUCUGGCCCAUAAUGCAUCAGAGAACAGGACUGUUACUCCCAACCAGGUGUACCAGCCCUUUGGUCCUUGUCCUUGUGACCUGACAGCCAGGGCCUGUGAUGUGCGGUGCUGCUGUGACCAGGAGUGCUCCUCAGACGCAACAGAACUGUUCACACAGUCCUGCUUCACUGGCGUGUUUGGAGGUGACGUGAAUCCUCCUUUUGAUCAACUUUGCUCGGCGCAGACAACACAUGAUGUCCCUGACUGGUUCCCCUUCCUGUGUGUGCAGUCUCCACUCACCAACUCGCCCUUCCUCGGUUACUUUUACCAUGGCGCCAUUUCUACUAAACAAGACUCUUUCAUUGAAAUACCUUUGUAUACUGAUCUAAAAGAUCUUUCCGAUUCUGGUUACAAACAAGGAGAUCCAAUUAUGACUGUACACAAGGGUUACUUUACUAUUCCACAGGUGUCCCUGGCUGGGCAGUGUAUGCAGAAUGUACCAGUGGCAUUCCUUCAGAAUUUUGACAUCAAAUGCGUCACGGAUUUGGAAAUGUACCAAGAAAAAGAUGAUAUUCACAAUAUGAAGAUCAAAAAUGGUACAAUAGGAGGAAUAGUUACUCCAAAAGUCAUCUAUGAGGAAGCAACUGACCUAGACAGAUUCAUCACAGCUGCAGAAACCCCUUCAGAUAAAGGAUCGGCUCCCAGAAAAGUGAAUGUAGAAGAGCAUUAUGUUUUCAGAUGGAAUACUAAUACAAUCAGUGAAAUAAACGUCAAAGUCAUUAGAGCUGAAAUUAAUGCCCACCAGAAAGGAAUAAUGACACAGAGAUUUACAGUAAAAUUCAUAAGCUAUAACAGUGACAAUGGCAAGGAAUUGUCUGGCAAUCCAGGGUACCAACUUGGCAAACCUCUCCGAGCACUCCACGCCAGCAGGAUGAAUUAUGUCACCACGUUACACCUCUGGAGAACAGCUGGAAGGGGCUUGUGUACGUCAGCAACUCUCACACCCAUUUUAUUUGGCAAAAACGCGCUAUCUGGAUGCCUUUUGGAAGUUGGGAUCAACGAGAAUUGUACUCAGCUCAGGGAGACUGUUGUUGAGAGACUGGAUUCAUUGGUGCAAGCAACUCAUGUUGCCAUGAGAGGCAACUCCGAUUACAGUGACCUUAGCGACGGCUGGCUGGAAGUAAUACGUGUCAAUGGACCAGAGACAGGUGCAGGCCCGUCUGCACGCAGCGUGCCCAAUGUCUGCCCAGAUAUUCCUGCUCAGCUGAGUGUCCGCAUCCUCAUCUCUGACGUUGGCGUGGUGGAAGGGGUGACUCAACAGGAGAUUCUGGGCGUGGAGACCAGGUUUUCCUCCGUGACCUGGCAGUACCAGUGUGGGCUGACCUGUGAAGAAGAUAAAGCUGACCUUUUCCCUCUCAGCGUAUCGGUCCAGUUCAUUACGAUUCCUGCCCAGUUACCCCGCCCACUGACCAGAUUCCAGAUCAACUUUACAGAGCAUGACUGCAACAGGAAUGAGGUGUGCUGGCCGCAGCUUCUGUACCCACUAACUCGCUAUUAUCAAGGGGAGCCGUCUUCACAGUGCAUUGCCAAGGGCUUGGCCUUGGCCACCUUCUUCGUAUUAGCUGUGUUCCUCAGUCGCCCCUGGACCAGGAUGUGCCCAGCAUGGGAUUCAUCCAGUAGCUGA